Molecule: messenger RNA, 1266 nt
Organism: Babesia ovata
Lineage: Eukaryota; Apicomplexa; Aconoidasida; Piroplasmida; Babesiidae
Product: Rab GDP dissociation inhibitor
Exons: 4
Coding region: 1-1266 (421 amino acids)
Biological process (GO): small GTPase-mediated signal transduction; protein transport; vesicle-mediated transport
Cellular component (GO): cytoplasm
Molecular function (GO): Rab GDP-dissociation inhibitor activity
Source: RefSeq, a predicted model, not a curated record
AUGGACAGAAACUCCUACUACGGAGGGGAAGCCGCGUCACUCAACCUUACGAACCUAUACAAGCGCUUUAGACUAGGUGCCGAGCCGCCAAAAAGCUAUGGACCAAAUCGCGACUGGAAUGUGGAUCUCAUACCGAAGUUCGUCCUUGCAGAAGGAACCCUCGUCAAAAUACUGCGCGCAACGGAAACUUCGCACUACCUGGAGUGGCAGGUGCUCGACGGCAGCUAUGUGUACCAGCACCAAAAGGCAACGCUAUUCUACGACGAAAAGUUUAUUCACAAGGUGCCGGCCACGGAUAAGGAGGCGCUCCAGUCGCCACUCAUGGGAUUCUUUGAGAAAACAAGGUGCCACAACUUCUACCGUUUUGUAGCCCAGUUCGACCAGACGGAACCAGAAACGUGGAAGGGUCUCAACCCUUUCAAGGACACAAUCAAAGCCUACUACGACCAUUACGGACUCGAAGAAAACACGGUCGAUUUCCUGGGACAUGCUGUGGCACUACACACGUGCGACGACUACAUGAACGAACCCGCAUUCAUGACCAUUCUCAAAAUGAAGCUGUACAUGGACUCCCUGAUGAGGUUCGGAUCUUCGCCCUUCAUAUACCCCGUAUAUGGUCUCGGAGGUAUACCAGAAGCGUUCUCCAGGAGAUGCGCCAUUUACAAUGGCACGUACAUGCUCAACAAGCCCAUAAACGGCUUCGAAUUCGACAGCGAAGGAAAGGUGUGCGCAGUUAAGACCGCAGAAGGAGAGAGUGCCAAGUGCUCCAUGGUGGUCUGCGAUCCCACUUACGUGGUUCAUACGCUGCCGCACAAGGUCAAGAGCGUCGGAAAAGUUAUUAGAUGCAUCUGCAUCCUCGGCCAGCCCAUUCCAGAUACUAACGACGCAACAUCGUGCCAGGUCAUCAUUCCGCAAAAGCAACUCGACAGGAAGCACGACAUAUACAUCACGCUUGUCUCACAUUCGCACGGUGUCGCCACGAAGGGGAAGUUCAUAUCUCUCAUCUCGACAACGGUGGAGACGAACUACCCCGAAAGAGAAAUAGAACCCGCGCUAAAAAUCAUCGGGCACAUCGAAGAGAAAUUCGUACAGGUCUCAGACAUAUACGUGCCCACAGAUGAUGGUACCAAGGAUAACAUAUUCGUCUCGGAAUCAUACGAUGCUACCUCGCACUUUGAGUCUGCGUCGAACGAUGUGUUGAGAAUGUACCGAGCUAUCACAGGCAAAGAGCUUGAUCUGUCCGUAGUGGACCGCGACGACAAUUGA